This is a messenger RNA of Mus pahari (shrew mouse), 10949 nucleotides long. RefSeq names its product integrin subunit alpha 1 (gene Itga1). NCBI's taxonomy places the organism in Eukaryota, Metazoa, Chordata, Mammalia, Rodentia, Muridae. Gene Ontology annotation, molecular function: integrin binding. The record is from RefSeq and is a predicted model, not a curated record. Gene Ontology annotation, cellular component: integrin complex; external side of plasma membrane. Bases 446 to 3985 code for a protein of 1179 amino acids. Gene Ontology annotation, biological process: integrin-mediated signaling pathway; cell-cell adhesion; cell adhesion mediated by integrin. The transcript has 29 exons.
CACCACCUUCGGGAUUUGGUUCGUGAAGCAAGAUCUCCCUCUCAGUGAAAGGCAGAUGUCCCUUUAAGGUUUGCUUUGCUGCUGCCCGUGGACUUUAGCCUAAACACGGUCCCGCGAAGUUGGCUUUAUUUGUCCAUGUCUCGGACAGAGCCUGGGUGGCUGCCAGUGAGAUUUCAGAGACUUGAGCGCGCAAAGGGGCGGGAGAUGUGGCAAUCCAUCUGGGAUCUGAGAAGCGUGGAGCGGGCUUAACAGCAUUCGACCAAAACACAGGAAAUUACUCCUCCACCGCUCCCGGGCGCUGCAGCCGCUGGGGCCACUGCUGGACACCCGCGGAGACCGCACGGAGUGACCCAGAGCGCGAGUCGCCGGCGCCUGGCUUCUGCCUGUUCCUGCCAGCUCCUGCCCACGAACCAGCACGUCGCUGGUUCCAGCAGCCACUCCAGCAAUGGUCCCCAGGCGCCCUGCCAGCCUAGAGGUCACUGUAGCCUGCAUCUGGAUUCUCACCGUUAUCUUAGGCUUCUGCAUCUCCUUCAACGUUGAUGUGAAAAACUCCAUGAGUUUCAGUGGUCCAGUGGAGGACAUGUUUGGAUAUACUGUUCAACAGUACGAAAACGAAGAAGGCAAAUGGGUUCUUAUUGGUUCUCCUUUAGUUGGCCAACCCAAAGCAAGAACUGGAGAUGUGUAUAAGUGUCCGGUUGGGAGAGAGAGAUCAAUGCCUUGCGUGAAGUUGGAUUUACCAGUUAACACAUCGAUUCCCAAUGUCACAGAAAUAAAGGAAAACAUGACAUUUGGAUCAACUUUAGUCACCAACCCGAAGGGAGGAUUUCUGGCGUGCGGGCCCUUGUAUGCCUAUAGAUGUGGACAUUUGCAUUAUACGACUGGCAUAUGCUCUGAUGUCAGCCCUACAUUUCAAGUUGUGAACUCGUUUGCCCCUGUACAAGAAUGUAGCACACAGCUGGACAUAGUCAUCGUCCUAGAUGGCUCCAACAGCAUCUACCCCUGGGAAAGUGUCACUGCCUUUUUAAAUGACCUUCUCAAGAGGAUGGACAUUGGCCCUAAACAGACACAGGUUGGAAUUGUACAGUAUGGAGCAAACGUGACGCAUGAGUUCAACCUCAAUAAAUAUUCAUCCACAGAAGAGGUCCUGGUGGCAGCAAACAAAAUAGUCCGAAGGGGUGGUCUCCAAACGAUGACAGCCCUUGGAAUAGACACAGCCAGGAAAGAGGCAUUCACUGAAGCUCGGGGGGCCAGAAGGGGAGUGAAAAAAGUCAUGGUUAUUGUGACCGAUGGAGAAUCACAUGACAACUAUCGCCUGAAACAGGUCAUCCAAGACUGUGAGGAUGAAAACAUUCAGCGAUUUUCCAUAGCCAUCCUUGGCCACUAUAACAGGGGGAACUUAAGCACCGAAAAAUUUGUGGAGGAGAUAAAAUCGAUCGCAAGUGAGCCCACGGAAAAGCACUUCUUCAAUGUCUCGGAUGAGUUGGCCCUGGUCACUAUUGUGAAAGCUCUGGGAGAAAGGAUAUUUGCUUUGGAAGCUACAGCUGACCAGUCAGCAGCUUCGUUUGAAAUGGAGAUGUCUCAGACCGGCUUCAGUGCUCAUUAUUCACAGGACUGGGUCAUGCUUGGAGCUGUGGGAGCCUAUGACUGGAAUGGAACUGUGGUCAUGCAGAAGGCUAACCAGAUUGUCAUCCCUCAUAACACCACCUUUCAAACUGAGCCCACCAAGAUGAACGAGCCUCUUGCUUCUUACUUAGGUUACACAGUGAACUCCGCCACCAUCUUUGGAGAUGUGCUCUAUAUCGCUGGGCAGCCUCGGUACAAUCACACGGGCCAGGUCGUCAUCUACAAGAUGGAGGACGGGAACGUCAAUAUUCUGCAGGCACUCAGUGGAGAGCAGAUCGGAUCCUACUUUGGUAGCGUCUUAACCACAAUUGACGUUGACAAAGAUUCUUACACUGAUCUGCUUCUCGUCGGGGCUCCCAUGUAUAUGGGGACAGAGAAAGAGGAACAGGGCAAGGUGUACGUGUACGCUGUGAAUCAGACGAGGUUUGAAUAUCAAAUGAGCCUGGAACCAAUUAAGCAGACCUGCUGUUCAUCCCUGAAGGAUAAUUCUUGCACAAAAGAAAACAAGAAUGAGCCCUGUGGGGCCCGUUUUGGAACAGCAGUUGCUGCUGUAAAAGACCUCAACGUGGAUGGCUUUAAUGACAUCGUGAUUGGAGCGCCCCUGGAAGAUGACCAUGCAGGAGCGGUGUACAUUUAUCAUGGCAGUGGCAAGACCAUAAGGAAAGAGUAUGCACAACGCAUUCCGUCAGGUGGGGAUGGCAAGACACUGAAAUUUUUUGGCCAGUCUAUCCAUGGAGAGAUGGAUUUAAAUGGCGAUGGUCUGACUGACGUGACCAUUGGAGGCCUUGGAGGAGCUGCCCUCUUCUGGGCCAGAGAUGUGGCUGUAGUUAAAGUGACCAUGAAUUUUGAACCCAAUAAAGUGAAUAUUCAAAAGAAAAACUGCCGUGUGGAGGGCAAAGAAACAGUAUGCAUAAAUGCUACAAUGUGUUUUCAUGUGAAAUUGAAGUCUAAAGAAGACUCAGUUUACGAGGCUGAUCUGCAGUACCGUGUCACCCUUGAUUCGCUGAGGCAGAUAUCACGGAGCUUUUUUUCUGGAACUCAGGAAAGGAAGAUUCAAAGAAACAUCACCGUUCGAGAAUCCGAAUGCAUCCGGCACUCCUUCUACAUGUUGGACAAGCAUGACUUUCAGGAUUCUGUGAGAGUGACUUUGGAUUUUAAUCUCACUGAUCCAGAAAACGGGCCCGUGCUUGAUGACGCUCUGCCAAACUCAGUCCAUGGACACAUUCCUUUUGCCAAAGACUGUGGGAACAAGGAAAGAUGCAUUUCCGACCUCACCCUGGAUGUGUCCACCACGGAAAAGAACCUGCUGGUUGUCAGGUCCCAGAAUGACAAGUUCAAUGUCAGCCUCACCGUCAAGAACAAGGGAGACAGUGCAUAUAACACCAGGACAGUGGUUCAAUAUUCUCCAAAUCUGAUUUUUUCAGGAAUUGAGGAGAUCCAAAAAGAUAGCUGUGAAUCCAAUCAAAAUAUCACUUGUAGAGUUGGCUAUCCUUUCCUGAGGACAGGAGACGUGGUUAACUUCAAAAUAAUAUUCCAGUUUAAUACAUCACAUCUCUCAGAAAAUGCAGUCAUUCAUUUAAGUGCAACAAGUGACAGUGAAGAGCCCCUGGAAUCUCUUUACGAUAAUGAAGUAAAUAUUUCCAUCCCAGUAAAAUAUGAAGUCGGACUGCAGUUUUACAGUUCUGCGAGUGAACACCACAUUUCAGUUGCUGCCAACGAGACUAUUCCAGAGCUUAUUAAUUCCACUAAGGACAUUGGGAAUGAAAUUAAUGUCUUCUAUACGAUUAGAAAAAGAGGGCAUUUCCCAAUGCCAGAACUUCGGCUGUCAAUUUCAUUUCCCAAUCUGACGUCAGAUGGCUAUCCUGUACUGUACCCAACUGGAUGGUCAUCUUCUGAUAAUGUGAACUGCAGACCUCGGAGCCUUGAGGAUCCUUUGGGUAUUAACUCUGGGAAGAAAAUGACAAUAUCAAAGUCUGAGGUUCUCAAAAGAGGCACAAUCCAGGAUUGCAGUACCUGCAAGAUUGCCACCAUCACGUGUCAUCUCCUUCCUUCGGACGUGAGUCAAGUGAAUGUCUCACUCACCUUGUGGAAACCAACUUUCAUAAAAGCACAUUUUUCCAGCCUAAAUCUUACCAUACGGGGAGAACUUCAGAGUGAAAACUCAUCGCUGACUUUAAGCAGCAGCAACCGGAAACGAGAGCUGGCUAUUCAGAUAUCCAAAGAUGGGCUCCCAGGCCGAGUGCCGCUGUGGGUUAUCAUCCUGAGCGCCUUCGCAGGACUCCUGCUAUUAAUGCUGCUUAUAUUAGCUCUGUGGAAGAUUGGAUUCUUCAAAAGGCCACUAAAGAAGAAAAUGGAGAAAUGAAAUAUUUAAGGAAAAAAAAACAAUAACAACUAUUCAACAAUCUAUCCUCAGGUUUGCCUAAAUCAUGUGAGAAGAAAUUCAGAAAUAUAGCCAAAGACAUGGUCACAUAACUCUGUAAUCCAUCAUCCAUCUGGGAUUGCUUACUUGGAAAGAGACAGAUCAAGUGUGACCCAGAAAGGCUACCCAAAGAUACAGUGUAGAAAGCAAUGGGAAAUAUUUUUAAUAAUUACUCAUUUUUGCUGAGUAAGUGAAAUGACAAAAUGUUUUAAAGAAGAAUCAUCAGUAUAAGUACGUUUAUGUGUUUACGUGCCACACAGAGUAUCUUAAGGGAUGCACAAAAAGAGCUUUGUGUUCCGUGAAGCAGUUACUCUCAGCACAAUAUAAAUAAAGAAUCUCCCCUUGGUUAUAUUUUCAGAGUGACACUCAGCAUUUGUAAAUGACAACAGAGAAUGAUGUGAAAAGGAGGCUCUCCCAGUUCAAAUGAGAAAAACUUUCCUUAGCCAAGCCCAUAUACAAUAUGGGCUGAAAAUAGAAUUAAAUCAUGGGUGACACUCAGUGACUUCAUGGGUCCCAUAAGUUGGAAAGAGUAUUUUCUAGUAUGAUUGGAAAAUAGUGCAGUUGAGCUUACAUUCUAUGUAGAAUAGACAGUCAAGAUGGCGUCCUUAUUUAAAAAUGAGCGCACUGAAUCUAUUAAUUUAAACUUUUACAGAAAGUAAAACUGCUUAAUUUAUAUUGAGCUCUAAAACGUAGAACUCCUUUAUAAUUUUAUAUAUAUGUAAAGUUGAAGCAGCCUGUGUAGCAUAACAGAGAUAAGUCAUGAAAAGCCACACCGUGUUUCUUAAUGAAACGCGAGCAUACAUAGGUGACCCAAUGAAGCUGAUGUCACCUUUGCUGAGUAGUUAUUUAAUGUUAGGGCUUCUGGAAUGUGUCAUUAAGUAGGGGGCUUCUCCACUCUGGUAUAGGAAUCAUGUAAAACCACAAACUAUGACUGUUUAUUUUUAAUUUUUUUUCAAUUUUCUAAACACAUUUUAUUUUGUUAUUGAAAAAGCAGUCACCCAGGCUAAUGUUUAUAUUGCACCAAGAGCGCACUGCUUUCGAACAUGGUGUAUCAGAAUUUAACUAGAAAACCAGGUAACUUAAAGAAUUUAUAUCUUGAAAACAUAUACUAACAGAGACAUACAACUCAUUUGUUUGCACUUCUGUGUUCCUGAAGUAAUCCCUAAGGCCCUUGGACUCUGCUGUAACAUAAGCUUCCAGAUUGCUCCAUUUCAAUUACAGUGAAUGAAUGUACAGUAUCAUCGUGUGUGAACUACUGCUGUCAAAUGUGCCGAUCCUCCUGCCCCAAAGCCACCUCUCAACAUGAUUGCCCACUGUAAGACCUGUCAAUAUCCAGAAGGAGCUGGGCUCCGCUCUCCUCAAAACCCAGCAAGCCAGUGGAGAAAUUACAUGCUAUUGGUUUGAUAUUUUAAAAAAAUUAUUUCUGAGAAUUAUCUUAGGGCUCAGAUUCAGCCUCUUGGCUUUCCAUCCUUCCAUGUCAAAUCCUAAGGGUUAAAGGAUGGAUGAUACUACAGUCAUGCCUGGCUGGAAGAGAGAUGGACGGGAAGCUAGAAGAAAGAUGCGCUCCAUUCUCCCUCUCUCGCUAGCUUAGAAGUCAUAAUUUCCUCCCGUUCUUUUCCCAACAGAACUCAGAUGUUUCUUGCUCAGUUACCAUGGUGCCCAACUCCAGUACAUACACACCCAGUGGCCCCACUCCUAGCUCCAUGCCUUUAGAAAUGAAAUUCAUCGAAUACAUGUAGAUUCAUCUUUGAUGUAAGGGGCUACAAGGCACUGAACUUCUCACACAGAGCUAUUAGUGGGUAUAUUUAAACUAAAUAUGUUGUUGAGCCAAAGUGGGGAUGCAGAAACCAAGAUAUUUUGAGCUUUUAAAAAAGGAGAAGAAGAGCUGUUUGGCCAGAUAAAAAGAUGUUAAAGCCACUUGCCUGCCAGGUUUUAGCAUAAAUUAUUCCUGGUUAGUAGGAAAUAAGGAACCAGACAUCUCAUUUCUCUAUAGACAUAAUUGAGUCUGUGUGUAUAUGUAUGUAGUUGUAUGUACACACAUAAGCAUACCAUUUAAACCCAGAGCAGUUGAAGAAUACCAAAAGCUAGAUUUUAUAAAACAUAAAAAAGAAAACACACAAAAGGUGUGUGUGCCAGGGAUGAACCAUUUAUUUCCUUUGCUUUGCAUACAAUAUUCACUCCUAUUAAUAUUUAAGUUUAGUUGUUCUUUCAUAAACUAAAAACCUAAAUGCAGAGGCUUUAAUCUUAAAAAUGUUAACAGAUGUCCCAGUUUAACUUUAUGGGAAUCUUCUAGAAUGUAUAAAUAAUUAAGAAAUAUAUUAAACUCUAUAAUGCUAUUUUAAGACAAUAAGAAAAUUGUCUGAUACUUUAGACUAUUUACAAACUCAUCGAUUAAACUAAAUCACCAAAUAUUUUGGAACUUUUUUAAAGCACUGUUGCUUCCACUAUUAACUAAACUUUGCAUGUCUUCUCUUUCCUGAGUCACACAAUGGAACACAAAUAAAUUACUCAACAACUUGUUCUUCAAGGGGAAGAAGUACCCCGAUAUCUAACUUGUGUGGCUUCAUUAUUCUCCUCAAAGCCACUUUCAGGCAUCUAGUAUGACCCUAUUCGGCUUACAGAAUUCCUAGAAAUGUGUGUCCGGUCUUACUAACUAGUUUGAGAGACUGUAGCAGACCCCUGACAUAAGCUACAUUCUACAUACUAGAAUAAUUGAUGGAUAGAGGUGCAGGCCAGUGUUCAGAGUCUGUAAACACACGUGAGCACACGCGACAAUCAAACUUCAAGUUGUGCUGAAUUUACUGGCCAAGUCAGUCCCAAAAGCUAGAAUGCUGAAGAUUUGUCAUAUUUUAGCUUUAGUAUCUAAAAUUAAUCAUUCUUUAAUAUGAAUAAAGUAAUAUGAACUUGAAGGAGGAAGAGAAUAAAGGCAAGAAAAUACAGAGGGUUACAUUCCUUGAGAGUCAGAGCUACUCAAGAGGCACCACACACUCACACACACACACACACACACACACACACACACAAACUGUCCCACUUCCUCACCCAACUCAUAGGCCUGGAAGCAGCCUGAGGGAAAACCUCCCUUGACAAAUAUUUAUAGCUUCUGCGGUCCAAUUUAAACAUCAACGAUGAAAUUAGUUAAAUUGGUUUUCUUUUUUGUUUUUCCGGUUUCUUUUUUUCUUUUUUCUUUUUUUAACUUAAUAACCUUUAUUGCCCCCAGGAUAAGACAGUUGACCUACUUCCCAGCCUCCAUUAGGAUGCAGAGCCAAACAAAUGACAUUCCACUGCAGGCCAGGUCACAAGUGCCCUUCUACACUUGUAGGACUGGAACAUGCCCUGGCCAGGCAAAAUUACUCUGACAGAGCAACAAUCAGGUCCCUUUUCUUAUGAUGGCAAAAUGAUGCUCUAUACACUGUGAAAGAAAAUUGGGGAAGACAAGGAAAUGAACCCGAAUACCAGAGGGACAGGCUGGGCUCCCAGGCACUAGGAUUAUGGGCAAUGUAGACCCUAAAUAUUUUUUUUUGCCAUAAAUAUACUUGAAAAAAGAAAUUUCUUUAAUGAACCAAGGUCCAGGCUCAAUUUUGGAAAGCAAAUUUGUACCUAAAGGAAAAAAAGCAUCGUCUGUAAUGGAGUAGGACUGCAUUGCAGUAGAGGCUGUGUAGAAAGUCAGGGGUUGACUCAUAGUAGGUCCACAGUUAGCACACUGAACGACAGCCAUUGGUUGCCAUGGAGUGUGCUUUUCCAUAGCAGCAUCUUUGCCGAACAUACCAUCAGUUUCACAUGAAAUCCCUAUCCUGUUCUGCAUAGUGAUGAGCAAACUGGAGAAGACCCAGACCAGACCAGACCUGUCUCGUGUCCCAGGCCCAGAUUGUCUCAUGUCCCAGGAACGUGUUCCCAUCCCAAUAAAGUGACUUCUGGAAAAUUAGAUGCUCAGAAUAGCAUUUUAGGCACUCCUCAUUCAUUCCCCAGACCUCCCAAGCAUCCUUCCCCCAUCACUCUUCUCAAAUAAAGGUUUCAGGAAGACUGCAUUGGUAGCCUGUCACUAAGACAUGUACUCCUUUUGCUACAAACGCCAACUUCACUGAAUGGAUAAUUCAUUCAGGGUUUCCAACCCAGUUUCCCAUAAUGACACUCCAAAGGGUUGGCCUGUAAUACAAUGUACUUCUGAGAUGCAGCCUCCUUCCUGAAGAUGUUUACAACCACUUGGGUGACUGUUCUCUGUAGUUCUAUGGGAGAAAUGGGAAGGAAUUAGACCUUCGGCUACUGCUCUUGAGUAUUCUACAUUCCCUAUUUUCUCCCAAGGACCAGGUCUAAAACCUGAAGGAAGGGCAUUUUGCUCAAGCUGAUGCUGCUUUAAAAUUGUGACAUAAAAAUUAAUUGCCUAUAAAAGACUUUAAAGGCAGUUACAACUUCAAAAUGAGUACCCUGAGCUCCAACUUCCGAUUGGACAGUGGCCCCCACAGCUCCAUCUACCCAGAUUCCAGAAACCACCACUGCCCAAUCACUCUGUACUAAAAGAGAAGUCAGAGCCCAUUGCAAAAGGCCACAUACAAGGCUGGGUGUAGCCCAGUGGCUAAGUGCAGAGCGAACUCAUGCAAGGCCCUAGUUUUGGGCUCAAGUACCGCAUGAGGCAGAAGAGCCUGAUCAUGUCACCAUUUUUCAAAUGGAAGUACUCUGGUACAACACUAUUAAAAAGAUACAUAAAUUUCCUUUGAAAUCAUAGGAGAAAAAGCAAUGGCGUUAAACUACAGCGUUGGAUCUUGUUUGCUAAUGGACCUCUUUCAUCCUCAUAUGAGAACUGUACUUGAAUGUAGAAGUUCAGCGUGAUAGGUUUAACCACAAACCUUGAGGAAUACACAGUAGCUUGGAGAGUCAGGCAAGCCCCAGCCCUAGGGCCCUAACCAUCUGCCCUGGGGAGUAUAGGACCCCUAACCUAUGGAAAUAGAUCAGCUAACAUGACCAAGGGCCUGAGCUCAAGUUGAGAACCUCCACUGGCCCCCCCACAGCCAAGGCUCAGUUCCCCCUCCUCAGCCACACUUAAGAAGCAUUUCUUGGUGAAAUGUUACUGCACCAAAGAUGUGCAAGGCUGAGAUUCACUUAUCACUGUUGGUUUUGAGAGCAGCUCUGUUUGUUUACAUUGUUGCUUGCGUACUGCAAUCUCCACCCCCACCCCAUGAGAUCAGACUCCCCCCCCUCCCCCCCACCCCCCCCCCCCCCGUGCACGGCCUGCAGGAUUGAGAUGGUAGAAGAUGACAGGAGCUAGAGUCUAUUUGCAGCCCUCCUCCCUCCCUCCACCAGGAGAUGCUUCCUCCGAAGGGUUGUCCCAUGCCACAUGCCCCUUGUGGGGAUCAGGCUAGUGUCCUCUUAUAGUUUGUGACCAAAGACUCUGAAAUCCCUCACUUAUCCCAGCAUGGGAAUCAAGACUAUAAAGCAGGGACCAAGGACACUCAGCACUGUGACGUUUGGCAUUUGUGUUUUAAGGUACAGGUCUAAAGAAAGGAGUGUGGGGUUUAGAGACUCUUAUACCACAGUUUGAGGCUGGAUAUCUGAUCUUUCAUGUGUUUGAUCUAUGCAUAUAAACUAAGAACAAAAAUUUUCAAAGAAAGAAAGAAAGAAAGAAAGAAAGAAAGAAAGAAAGAAAGAAAGAAAGAAAGAAAGAAAGAAAGAAAGACUAAAAGACAGAAAGACAGAAAGAAAAUGUCCGAAGGCAUCAGAGUGAAAACCCACUGUGUUCAUGAGUAACCCCUGGCGACACUGUCUAUCCCCACAUCUGUAUUCUAAGAGGCAGAGAGAGAUGGAGUGAGAGAGCAGAGGAGAGAGGAGACAUGAGUAUUGUUCUUCUCUUCCUCCUUGGAGCAACCACAGUGAGGGAAGCCACUGCAUGUAGAUUCAAUGUAGCAUAAUAACUUAAACUUUGAUACAUACACAAGAAACAGGGGUAGAACAAGGACUCGAAACUCCCUAUCUGAUUUCUGACAACCUAAUCCAUGAAAAUGGCCAAAGCCUCCUGGGACCACCUGUGUUCCACCCACAGCAGUCCCAAAUGUGCUUGGCACUGUGAGAGCAAAAGUGUACUCUUUCUUAUAAACUACCCCAGGCUAAGUGUCUGGGCUUAACACACCCCAGCCUUAUAUGAAAACCAUUGUCUGAAACAACAGUUUGGAGAUUCUGCACCCUAGAGCCGGUCCACAGAGGAGAUCCUGGUGGUUAGCCUUUGGGUCUGAGAAGCCCGCUGCCCUCACUCAGGAAGCAACAGGUCCUGGCUGCAGGAAACUCUGGCAUGCGGGGAUGGUCUGCUGAGUGUUACUACUGUGAAGCUGUCCUGAUGGUUAAUAUGCAGUGUGCACUCUGUAUCCAUUGUCUUAAGAAGAAGUACAUUGCAUUUAGGAACUACUUCCCUGGAGCUUCGGUUCCACUUCCGGUGCGCCAUUCCGCAUCGCCUAAAUGAAGGUAUCACAUUGCUCAUUUUGUUAACUUACCUCAAACUCAUCAAAGGGACGACGUAAGGGUAUGUGCAUAGACUUAGUAGAAAAUGAUUAGGUAAAAGAAAAAAGAAUGCUCUGUUGACAUUCAAGAACAAAGAAGCACAACCUUUUCCAUAGAAAUUCAUAGGAUCGGCUGCCAGGGGACAGUCAUUUGAGAGGUAUAAUUAGAAUUAGCUGAGUGUGUGAAAGAGCCUUUUGAAUGCACUGUGUACGCCAUAUCCUGCACACUGUCCUGAGGUCAAAGGUUUGAUAUUUUUGUAUAAUUCCUUCUUAUCUUGUACACCCACUGUGUGAUUUACGUCAAGGUAAAUGAACAUCCUGUUUUAUGUCUUAAAUAAAAAAAAUGUCUCAAAUUAAAAAAUGUGAUUACUGUUAUGUUGAAUACAGAUUUUCUCCAAAAUGAGUGUGGCUUCUUUCAAAGU